Messenger RNA from Macrosiphum euphorbiae (potato aphid), 324 nucleotides. NCBI's taxonomy places the organism in Eukaryota, Metazoa, Arthropoda, Insecta, Hemiptera, Aphididae. The record is from the annotation of a GenBank genome assembly.
AUGGUUCCCCGAUGUCGGACGCCGGAUGGAUCGUGGGUGGUGCCGAAUGGAUCACUACACGUCCCAGCUGCUGUCCGGUCACGGGGAUUUCAAAGCAAAACUCUUAACCUUGUCGGCGAUGCAGCUUGCGCAUGCGGUUUCCCCAGCGGAACUGCGGAGCAUCUGCUAAUGGAUUGCCCACUUGCAGACCAGGAAAGAAAUAAACUCAAACUCGCAGUGCGAUCGGCCGGUGCGGACUGGCCGUGUGAGUUAGAGUUCAUGACGAGCUCCGAAGUCAUGUUCCGGGCGGUUAGUGAAUUCGCUAAGAAUACACUGGCGCGCUGA